UGGAAGCUCUUGUGGGCCACCACGGUAGUGGCGGUUAUUUCCACGUGCCAUGUAGACGCUAAAAGCAAGCGGGCAAUUGAUAGUUACCCAAGUCAGGAGAGUAACGGAUAUUUCUAUGAUAAGCCUAAAAAUCCUCUCACUUUUCCACCUGCACCAAUAACGAGACCACCACCUCCUAUCACAACUAGGCCCCCACCUCGAACAACAAGACCUCCACCUCCAAUCACAACGAGACCACCACCUCCAACAACGAGACCUCCGCCUCCUGUAACAACGAAACAGCCAACAACAGGAUAUAGUUAUCCAACUCCUGGAAUUCCUUUCCCCCCUCCACCAGAACCUCCAGUUAAACGACCACCGCCUCCUCCACCACCCCAACCUCCAAGAAGACCACCUCCUCCACCUCAGCCUCCAGUGAGACCACCUCCUCCACCCCAGCCUCCAGUUAGACAACCACCUCCAACUUCUAGACCUCCUCCAGAAUACACUUAUCCAACUCCUAGUGUUCCCUUCCCACCUGCACCAAGACCAACUCAACCUCCAAGAAGACCACCUCCUCGACCACCACAACCUCCAGUGAGACCACCAUCACCACCUCAACCUCCAAGAAGACCACCUCCUCCCCCACCACAGCCUCCAGUAAGACCACCUUCAACCUCUAGACCUCCUCCAGAAUACACCUAUCCAACUCCUAGUGUUCCCUUCCCAUCUGAACCAAGGCCAACAUCUCAACCUCCAAGAAGACCACCUCCUUCACCACCACAGCCUCCAGUGAGACCACCAUCACCACCUCAACCUCCAGUAAGACCACCAUCACCACCUCAACCUCCAAGAAGACCACCUCCUCCACCACCACAGCCUCCAGUAAAACAACCACAACCCCAACCGCCGUCAUAUACUUACCCGGUUCCGGAUAAGGAAUUUACUCCUCAAACAACAAGAAGGCCACCAAGCACUCAAAGACCAACAACGCCUCUCGAUAUAACGCCACCACCGUUUGAGUUUACCAGAAGAACAACUCCAAGAACAACGCCAGAAGAUAGCUACACUUAUCCAACUCCAAAGGUGCCAUUCCCUUCAAACCCUGAUAGGGUUACUUCCAGGCCACCAACAAGGCCUCCAUACAAUCCACCACAACCUCAACCACCAACAAGGCCACCGUACAACCCACCACAACCACAACCACCAACAAGACCACCAUACAAUCCAUCACAACCUCAACCACCAACAAGGCCACCGUACAACCCACCGCAACCGCAACCACCAACAAGGCCUCCAUACAAUCCACCACAACCUCAACCACCAACAAGGCCUCCAUACAAUCCACCACAACCUCAACCACCAACAAGGCCUCCAUACAAUCCACCACAACCUCAACCACCAACAAGGCCUCCAUACAAUCCACCACAACCACCACCAACAGCAAGGCCACCGUACAACCCACCACAACCUCAGCCACCAACAAGGCCUCCAUACAACCCUCCAGAACCUCAACCUCCAAGAAGACCAUCCCCGCCAAGUCGGCCACCAUCUACAAAUGCUCCGGAUUACCUUCCCCCAGUUAGCAGAGAACCAACUACAACAACUCAACGACCAAUAACUAGACCUCCAACAACAACCACCCAGAGGCCAAUAACUAGACCACCAACAACAACAACUCAAAGGCCAAUUACUAGGCCACCAACUACUACUACUCGGAGACCAAUAACUAGACCACCAACUACUACAACUCAGAGGCCGAUAACUAGGCCACCAACAACAACUCAAAGGCCAAUUCAAACAUCUCCCAACAAUAUCGUAACUCGAACAACGCCAUACCCAGUAACUUCUCCUAGAGUUACUUUCUCGACUCCAAGACCAACAACUAAUGGCCCCGAGUACCUACCUCCAGUUACUGCUCCUAAAACAACCAGGUACCAACCACCAUCAACCCCUCCAACAACCAGAUACACUCCUCCUCCAACGACAACAACCAUUAGAACUACAGAGUACCGGCCUCCACCAACAACAACCACCAGAUAUGUCCCUCCAAUAACUCCAAGAACCACCACCACCACCACCACCACCAGGAUUCCAUACAUUCCUUCAUCGACGACUCCUGGAGUGUAUCUUCCUCCAUCAGUUAAAACUACGAGAUACACGCCACCUCCAACUCCUUCGACAACGAGGUACACACCACCUCCAACUACAACAACCAGAAGGACUACUAGGUAUCAACCACCACCAACGACUACUACAACUCCAAGGCCGUUUAGCAUAUCUACGACUCCAGCUGAAUACUUGCCACCAGUUACCGAAACUAGACCCACUCCUCCUCCAUUUACCCAAACUAGACCCACUCCUCCUCCAUUUACCCAAACCAGACCAACUCCUCCUCCAUUUACCCAAACCAGACCCACUCCUCCUCCAUUUACCCAAACUAGACCAACUCCUCCUCCAUUUACCCAAACCAGACCCACUCCUCCUCCAUUUACCCAAACUAGACCAACUCCACCUCCAUUUACCCAAACCAGACCAACUCCACCUCCAUUUACUCAAACCAGACCAACUCCACCUCCAUUUACUCAAACCAGACCCACUCCUCCUCCUAUACCUCCAAGUGUGAGACCACCGCCAUACUUACCUCCUUCAACUCAAAGACCAACUUACUCAACCUUUACCGCUCCUCCAUUCCCAACCGUAGUCUACAGUUCAACCUUUAACACUGUAACCUACAGACCCGUGACUGGCAAACCUUACUCACCUCCAACUUUACCUCCUCCAACCUCCAAGCCCUCGGGAUACAACUACCCCAUUCCUGACAUUCCCUUCGAGUUCCGUAAGCGCUAA
Molecule: messenger RNA, 2829 nt
Organism: Cotesia congregata
Lineage: Eukaryota; Metazoa; Arthropoda; Insecta; Hymenoptera; Braconidae
Source: the annotation of a GenBank genome assembly